GCUCGCACACCGAAGGCCAAAAUCAGUUUUCAGUCUCAACUCAUUUCAGUGUGCGGGCUGCAGUCGUCGUAUUCGGACGUAGAUUUUGUUGCACCUCAAUUGCUGUGAUGGGUCUCUUGUCUGAGGGCACACCGCUUAGCUGGCCGGAAACCAAAAAGUACUCGCAGCACGUGCGUGAUCAUGGAAUCGAGCAGUUCAUCAAUCAGUUCCAUCAGUUAAAGGGCCGACAGGGCGAUUGCCUCAAGUGGGGAGAUGAGAUUGAAUACAUGAUCAUCAAGCUGGACCACGAGAACAGGAAGGCCAGACUCUCCCUGCGCGGUUCAGAACUCCUGGAAGUUCUCAGAGAAGCAGAAGAAACAAAUCCCAAAGAGGUGAGAUCUCUGUGGCGUCCCGAAUAUGCCGAAUACAUGGUUGAAGGGACGCCGGGCCAACCCUACGGGUCCCUGGUCCAACACUUCAACAUCGUGGAGCACAACAUGAGCUUUCGCAGGAGUGAGGUCCAGAGCUUGCUCCAACCCGACGAAGUCGUCCUUUCCUUGACCAGCUUCCCCAGACUGGGAUGCCCCGACUUCACCCACCCACCGACCAAACCCGACCCUACUUCAGGGGCUUCUCACUCCUUGUUCUUCCCAUCGGAGGCAAUCACUCAGAGUCACCCACGCUACUCGACUCUGACACGUAACAUCCGGGAACGUAGAGGCGAGAAGGUCGCCAUCAAUGUACCUAUUUACAAGGACCUGAAGACGCCCAGCCCAUUCAUAGAGGACUUGACUCAGUACGGCGACGACGGCACGUCGGCAGAGGCGGCGAAGGUGGACCACGUCUAUUUGGACGCCAUGGGCUUCGGUAUGGGAUGCUCGUGCCUGCAGAUGACUUUCCAGGCCUGCAACAUUGGCGAGGCCAAAGUCUUGUACGACCAUCUCACCCCGCUCUGCCCCGUCAUGCUCGCCCUGACGGCUGCGAGUCCGAUUUUCCGAGGCCAUCUCACCGACGUCGACUGCCGAUGGGACGUGAUCUCUGGCUCUGUCGACUGCCGGACGAGAGAGGAACGUGGCCUUGAACCCCUCAGGAACGAUAGAUUUGUGAUACCCAAGUCCCGAUACGACUCCGUGGACUGUUACCUGUCAGAGUGCGGAGGAAGAUACAAUGACAUACCACUAGUGUACGAUAAAGAAAUCAAACAGAAGCUGCUUGAUAACAAAGUCGAAGAGUCCGUUGCGCAACACAUCGCUCAUCUGUUCAUCCGGGAUUCGAUAUCGCUCUUUUCCGAGAAGUUGCACCAAGAUGACAAGAGAGAGAUGGAUCAUUUCGAAAACAUCCAGAGCACCAACUGGCAGACAAUGCGUUUCAAGAUCCCCCCAAUCAACAGUGACAUUGGCUGGAGGGUCGAAUUUCGUCCGUGCGAAGUUCAGCUGACAGACUUCGAAAACGCUGCUUUCGGAGUGUUCAUUGUACUCCUGACGAGGGCGAUCCUCACCUUCAAACUGAACACUCUCAUUCCGAUCUCGAAAGUUGACGAGAACAUGAAGAACUGUCAGAAACGUAACGCAGUUCUGGAGCAGAAGCUGUGGUUCCGCCGAGAUAUCUUCUCUCGCGAAUGCGAUAAGGGAGACGACGCAAGUCAGAUGACAGUGAACGAAAUUAUCAAUGGAAUGGGCGACGAAUUCAUGGGUCUCGUCCCAUUGGUGCGACAGUAUUUAGGAUUGUUAGACAUGGAUGCCGACACAGCGUGCACUAUUGGACAGUAUUUAAACUUCAUAAGUGCAAGAGCCGCUGGAACAGCAAUGACAACGGCAGCUUGGAUCAGGAAUUUUGUCACAACGCACCCAGAGUACAGGCAAGAUUCGGUUGUGAGUGAUGGAAUUUGCUACGACCUAAUCAUAGCGACCAGUGAGAUCUCCCAAGGGAAGCGGGAGUGCCGGGAGCUUCUGGGAGGAACCCCGAAGACGCGGACCUCCGAAGACAUACCCAAAGCCAUGAAGAAGAUCAUACAGAUGACUUGCAUGGCGUCACGCGUUGCAGAAUAAGCGACUUGACUGACCUCAAAAGAACUGAUUAUACUGACAUAUCUGUUUCAUGAAUUAGAUAUUGUUAUAUAAUAGUCUCAUGAAAUCUGUGAUGACCAGUAAUUAUGCCCCUGGGUAUUUAUUGAAGUGCUCUUUGGAACCGAGUGCAUUUCAUUAGGUUAAUGAUGGGACCAUAAUUUUUGAAAGGGAUCUUUCAAGAUGUCACAGUGCAUAGCUUUUAGCAUAGAUGUACAAAUCUGUGUUGUGUUGGAUAUUUAUGUUGAUGAAAUUUCGUAUUUUCAUCGUAUAUUUUGGAUUUUGCACAUUGACAAAGCAGCUCUUUCUUGGAGUUUCUCUGUAAGUUUAAAACAAUUUCGUCUUAAGCUUUUUCCCUGUGAUCGGAUUCUUACAGCUGUCAGUUAACUCACUUCCACUCUUUGCUGUCAGUUUUUUUUUUACCAAAUGUCUUACCUUUAGUUUAGAGCCAAAACUUUUUUGUACAUAAUAGGUCAGUAAAUCUGGACUCAAUCAACCCAGCUCCUACUUCAUAUAUUUAUCUCUAUUAAAUAGGGAUUUUAAAUGUUUCAUUCAACAAUCAUGCCUUGUGGUGUCAGUUAUCCUAUGUCCUAUGGACUGCAAAUAUUCUGUUCAGUAGCAGCAAGGAGCACAAUACUAUAUAAUGGAACUGCAUGCAGUAAGAAGUCAUAGUUAUUGUCAGGGUACAGUCACGUCCUCACUGAUAUCGUCAAUAUUUCAUUAGUGGUGUCUUGCUUAGUUAGGGUUACAUGUUACAGUACAGGCGACAACACGUAUUCCCAUUGACAGUCACCUUGCAAGAGAUUGACCAAUUCAGUAUUAUUAAAACACAGUAGUACUGUAUUUGUGCAUUUAGAUUUUUCAUUGUGCAGUACACUAUUCACACUGAUGACUUCAGAUUAUGGAAAACACUUUUGAUAUCCUUACCACAUAUAAUUGUGAUUCACUCAAGUAGAUUUCAUAAAAAUUCACUGAACAGAGCCUGUGUGCACAUGUUGAUAUAUAUGAAAUUCAACUCUAUAUAUGGGACAUGUAGGCAGAUACUGUAUAGACAGCUUUGAAGUACCCUGUGUAAUUGUAUACUGUAUUGUAUUAUGAGCAAUCAUUCCAAAUAGAAGAGUGUAGGUUCAUUUAAGAUGAAAGUGCCACUAUUCACCUACUGUUGCUGUAUUAGGGUUAACAGGUUGUCCACGCUGGUGGGUUUGCCUUCAUACUGUUGAAAGCACUGCCGUCGUGCUUUCUACUUUCCUUUAAACAUAGUGAAUAAAUAUUAUGAGCAUAUGCAUUUCUUUCCCAAUGCAAUGUGCUGACGGAAGUGCUGUAUCAGUAUCUUGUGUUUGCUGCUUUUUCUUUCAGGCAAUCGCUUGUUACAAUGAACUGCAUUCAAAUACUAUAUACAUAAUUAAUAUACACUGAAUCUGAAGUGAUAUAUAUUUGCUUUGAAGGAGGCAAAAUAUGAGCAUUUUGAAGCAGUUUAAUGUGAAACGAAAGAAUGAAAGCCUGUUAUCUAGAUAAUGUUUUCAUCAACAUGAAUAAAGGACUGGAAAUGCAGUAAGUAAUUGCAUUAUAUAAACAGUUUUAACAGUUAUAUAUUGAACAAUUUUUAAAAAGUUGUUUGAAUAUUAUAACCUCAAAACCCUCACAUAUUAGAAAUGCUACUUAAAUCCACUUUUAUAGUUAUCACAUUCCUCACAUUGAGAUAUAUAUUUUAAUAGAAGUACUGUACUCUUGCUCAUUUUAAAGAAUAACCUUUUCCAUUUAUAAUGAGAAAAAGGAUUCAGUAAGAAUAAAAAACAAUUUCUAAUC
Molecule: messenger RNA, 3848 nt
Organism: Macrobrachium nipponense
Lineage: Eukaryota; Metazoa; Arthropoda; Malacostraca; Decapoda; Palaemonidae
Gene: Gclc
Product: glutamate--cysteine ligase catalytic subunit-like
Exons: 11
Coding region: 108-2027 (639 amino acids)
Biological process (GO): glutathione biosynthetic process
Cellular component (GO): glutamate-cysteine ligase complex
Molecular function (GO): glutamate-cysteine ligase activity
Source: RefSeq, a predicted model, not a curated record